GGACCUGUCGCCUCUCGAAAUUGCCAGAACUGACGGCUGGAGUGAUUAUACUGGCAAAUGGAUUUGGAAUUGAACUAGGGCCGUAAGUAGGUUACCCAUCAAACAACAUUAAGAAAACAUUAUAAAGAAUAACGUAGGCCCCUGUUUAUUAGUUACUUACGCCCAGGUGUCGGAUAAAUAACAGAUUUAGCUAGGCCUGAACUGUAAUCGCCUCAAGUGGCUAACUCGCGAGCUAGCUAACAAAUGGUAAAGUUGACGACGUUGUGACAUAGCUAGGAAGCCAGCAUGCUAAUGAGAACAAAACAAUACUUUAUAUGUGCAUUGUCGGUACAAGAAAUGAACGCCAGUUAAAAGCGUCGCAAGAAAAUCGUCGGACGGUAGACGUGUCAGGAUAAACACCAGUCACCCGAGAGAAGAUUUUUAAGCUAAGUUAACGUUAGUGUGCUUGGUAAUGCAUAAGGCUAGUGUUGCUAUUAUUUUACAGGAGUAGAGCACAUUGGAACAGUUAAAUGCAUAAAUAGCUGGAUAGGUGGCUAACUUUACUUGUGUUGACGGGUAACGUUAAAUAACGCAAUAAAUAUCUGCAAUAGUGCGCCCCACUUGCGACGACGUGAGUAAUGCCGAAAUAUUUUUUUUCAGGGCAAACUACGUCUUAAAAGUUUCCUGUGAGUGUUUUAGAAAUUCUAUAAUACAUUAUCAAAGAGUCGUCGAGCAUCUAUAAUUGAGCUAAUUUGCCAAACAAACGAUUCGAUGACACGCGACCAAAUGAGUACGGAUCUCGAACUGUACUGACGAGUGUCAACCAAGUUACUGAGCCAACCAUAACAACAUAACUUAACGUUUCUGAGACCUGCUUGCAAACUAUUUAACGUUAGGUGCAUGUAAUUUCUUCGCUAAAUUAGAGAAAAACUUGAAGUGUGUAGCUAACUCGUGUUGAUGGUUCGCUACUAUUGUUAUUUAAUUUAGUUUAGAGCAGUUCGAUCUUCUCAGGUUUCGCGAUGCCUCUGAUGUUCUUGGAGAGGUUUCCGUGGCCCAGUUUGCAGACCUACACGGCGCUGAGCGCUGUCCUGCUUGUCGGGAGUGUUCUCAGCGCUUAUACCACUGUGACUGACUCGAGAUUCGCUUCGGAGACGGACGAAUCCGUAGAAGCGCAAGAUGAAGCCGAGGAAUCUCCGUUUUUCGAUCUUGGAAAUGGAGUGGCCACCACGGUCCUCCAAUACCUAGUGUCUGACAGCUUCUACGUUUGGGUUCUCGUGAAUACAGCUUGUUGUUGCCUGAUGCUCAUUGCUAAGAUGAUCCAGUGCAUAGUGUUUGGGCCCCUUAGAGUCAGCGAAAAACAGCACCUGAAGGACAAGUUCUGGAACUUCAUCUUCUACAAGUUCAUCUUCAUCUUCGGCGUGCUGAACGUGCAGACCGUGGAGGAGGUGGUCACCUGGUGUCUGUGGUUCGCCCUGCUGGUGUUCCUGCACCUCAUGGUCCAGCUGUGCAAGGACCGCUUUGAAUAUCUGUCGUUCUCCCCGACCACUCCGAUGAGCAGUCACGUGCGCGUGCUGACCCUGCUGGUGUCCCUGCUGCUGUCCUGCUGCGGGCUGGCUGUGGUCUGCGGGGUGGUGGGCCGGCCCCUCGGGAUGCACACCGUGGCCUUCAUGGCCGCUGAGUGCCUGCUGGUCACCGUGCGCACCGGCCAUGUCAUCACGAGGUACACCAUCCACCUGUGGGACCUGAACCACGAGGGCACCUGGGAGAGCAAGGGCACCUACGUGUACUACACUGACUUCAUCCUGGAGCUGGUGCUGCUCUCCCUGGACCUGAUGCACCACAUCCACAUGCUGCUCUUCGGCAACAUCUGGCUGUCCAUGGCCAGCCUGGUGAUCUUCAUGCAGCUGCGCUACCUGUUCCACGAGGUGCAGCGCCGGGUGCGCCGCCACAAGAACUACCUGCGCGUCAUCGACAACAUGGAGGCCAGGUUUGCGGUGGCCACCCCAGAAGAGCUGGCGGCCAACAACGACGACUGUGCCAUCUGCUGGGACUCCAUGCAAGCGGCGCGCAAGCUCCCCUGCGGACACCUCUUCCACAACUCGUGCCUGCGGUCCUGGCUGGAGCAGGACACCUCCUGCCCCACGUGCCGCAUGUCGCUGAACAUCAACGAGGCUGGUCGCGCCCGGGACGAGCGCCAGAGAGAGCCCCUGGACGACAACCUGGGCCCCGGGCCAGGGGCCGAGGGGCGGCCCCACCUCAACCAGCACAACCACUUCUUCCAUUUCGACGGGUCCCGUAUCGCCAGCUGGCUGCCCAGUUUCUCAGUGGAAGUCAUGCACACCACUAACAUCAUGGGGAUCGCUCAAGCCAACAACUCCCAGCUCAACGCUAUGGCCCAUCAGAUCCAGGAGAUGUUCCCGCAGGUUCCCUACCACCUGGUGCUGCAGGACCUCCAGCUCACGCGCUCCGUAGAAAUCACCACCGACAACAUACUGGAGGGCCGGAUCCAGGUCCCCUUCCCCACCCAGUCGGCCGAGCGCACCGCCUUGCUGGGGGGCCCCGCUCCUGAGGAGCCGGCAGGGGCCAGCGGGGGUGUGGAGGCCACGCCCGGGGGGCCGGAGGACUCUGAGGCCCGGGGCAGCCGCUUCUCCAAGUCAGCCGAGGAGAGGCAGAGAAUGCUCUUACAGAGGAAGGAGGAGCUGCUGCAACAAGCACGCAGACGCUACCUGAGCCGGAGCCCUGAGGAGGAAGAGGAGGAAGAGGAGGAGGAAGAGGAGGAGGAGGAGGAUGGCCUGCCCUCUCUGCAAGGGGAUGGCUCGGACUCUAUGACGCAGCGCCGCCGCAUGCUGGCCGCCGCGGCCGAACGGCGCAUGCAGGGGCAGCGCGACCCCUAACCUUCUCCCCCCAGCCCUGCCGCUGCCCCUCUCCCUCACCCCUGGACCCUGCCCCUCUCCCUCACCCCCCGACCCUGCCCCUCUCCCUCACCCCCCGACCCUGCCCCUCUCCCUCACCCCCCAACCCUGCCCCUCUCCCUCACCCCCGGACCCUGCCCCUCUCCCUCACCCCCGGACCCUGCCCCUCUCCCUCACCCCCGG
Messenger RNA from Conger conger (European conger), 3074 nucleotides. Its product is annotated as E3 ubiquitin-protein ligase AMFR-like. The record is from RefSeq and is a predicted model, not a curated record. Gene Ontology annotation, molecular function: ubiquitin binding; ubiquitin protein ligase activity. The transcript is spliced from 13 exons. The coding region runs from base 999 to 2873 and encodes 624 amino acids. Gene Ontology annotation, cellular component: ubiquitin ligase complex; cytosol; endoplasmic reticulum. Gene Ontology annotation, biological process: endoplasmic reticulum unfolded protein response; protein K48-linked ubiquitination; ubiquitin-dependent protein catabolic process. Lineage: Eukaryota; Metazoa; Chordata; Actinopteri; Anguilliformes; Congridae.